CCCUCACAACCCUCUUCUCCACAGCUACGUCUCAGGGAUACUUUCUCUUGCCCCUUUCCCAGUUUGGUCCUGCCCUACUUCUCUCUCCUGCAGUAGGUUCUCCCAGGACCCCAUCAUCCCCCAUCUCCACCUUCUCUCCACACAUUCGCCCCAUCCCUCUCCGGACCCGCCACGCCUUCUAGAACUGCUUCCUCGUACGCCGCGUCUGCUCGCAGCCCGCGGGAGCCCUUGCAUGCCCCUCAUCUUCCUGGAUCCACACGCGCACGCAGUGCACUUCGCUGCUGUGCUCCCCUUCUCUCACCCCUCCCCACCCUCCAGUCCCUCCAGCCAGCUGUACAGCUCCCAAAUUCCGGGCUAGAUUCCCAGGAACAAAGCAAGAAAAAUCAGAGCAAUUUGGGAAGUAAACAGAAACUGGGAAGGGAGGGGAGAGACAAGAGUGGGAAGGACCCAGGUGGUGGUGGGGGCUCUCCAGUCCCACCCAGUUCAGGGAAUGCCCCUGCCUUCUCCUCCACCCCCCCCCUUCACCUGGCUCUUAAAGGGCCGGGCCCCAGACCGGCGGCUACUUAAGGCAGAGGGGCGUCGGCGGACAGCAGCUGCGCCGCAACUGCUCUGGAGGAGCGGACGGACGGGGCAAAAAUCGUGACCAUGACCCCCCACAGGCUGCUGCCGCCACUGCUGCUGCUAACUCUGCUGCUCGCUGCCCGCCCAGGAGGCGCUUUGGUGCGGUGCCCAGGCUGCGGGCAGGGGGUGCAGGCGGGCUGUCCAGGGGACUGCGUGGAGGAGGAGGAUGGGGGGACGCCAGCGGAAGGCUGUGCAGAAGCAGAGGGCUGUGUCAGGAGAGAGGGCCAGCAGUGCGGGGUCUACACCCCUAACUGCGCCCCAGGACUGCAGUGUCUGCCGCCCAAGGACGACAAGGCGCCGUUGCGGGCACUGCUGCUGGGCCGCGGCAGCUGUGGCCGGGCCCGCGCGCCCGCGGAGGAGAAGCCUAAAGAGAGUAAACCCCAAGCAGGGACUGCUCACCCACAGGACACAACCCGCAGAGACCAACAGAGGAAUCCGGGGACUUCUACCACUCCAGCACGGCCCAAUUCUGAGAGUGUCCAAGACACCGAGAUGGGCCCAUGCCGAAGACACCUGGAGUCAGUGCUGCAGCAACUCCAGACCGAGGUCUACCGAGGGGCUCACACUCUCUACGUGCCUAAUUGUGACCAUCAAGGCUUCUACCGGAAGCGGCAGUGCCGCUCCUCUCAGGGGCAGCGCCGAGGUCCCUGCUGGUGUGUGGAUCGGAUGGGCCAGCCCCUGGCAGGGUCUCCAGAAGGCGAAGGAAACUCCCCUUGCCCCACUGGGAGUAGCACCUGAAGCUGGUGGGUGAAAGGGGCUGCAGGGCCACUAGCAGGAGCAUGGGGCUGUCAUCCUGGGUUAUUUGUUGAGUGAUGACUAAUGCAGGGGCUCUGAGCCCCAUGAUCCAGCCUCUGGCCCUGACCCCCUGCCCCCUCACCUAUGGCCCUUACACAUCCGGUUGGAGAGAUUGUUGGUGUUGGCUUGGGAUUUUAAUAAAACUGUACUGGGGGUCUCUG
Nycticebus coucang (slow loris) is the source of this 1577-nucleotide messenger RNA. It is a transcript of the gene IGFBP6, whose product is annotated as insulin like growth factor binding protein 6. Bases 646 to 1359 code for a protein of 237 amino acids. Gene Ontology annotation, biological process: regulation of insulin-like growth factor receptor signaling pathway. Lineage: Eukaryota; Metazoa; Chordata; Mammalia; Primates; Lorisidae. The record is from RefSeq and is a predicted model, not a curated record. Gene Ontology annotation, cellular component: extracellular region. The transcript has 4 exons. Gene Ontology annotation, molecular function: insulin-like growth factor I binding; fibronectin binding; insulin-like growth factor II binding.